UGUAUGUGCAUAAUGUGUUAUGUGUAUUUAGACUGGUUGAACCAUAAAAAUAAUAUAUAAAUUUAUUAAAAAAAUAAUUAACAUACGUACUCAGGGUAUGGCCCAUUUUUGCAAUAAAAUAUAAGAAGAAAAAAUAGUAUAAAAACAUAAUAGUUAUUAUUUUAUUUGUAUAUAUAUUUUCGUCAACAAAGUUUAUAGAUUUUUGCAAAAAAUUUGUGUUCGCGAGAAAGGGUCAUUUGAUAGAACAGUCAUAAUCACAGACAAUAAAUAUGAUGGUCGAUUAUUUAAUUAAAUUAAAAAUAAUAAAUUUUUAACUGUGAUGAUAUAUUAAUUUUAUAUUUUUUCAAAUUAUUUAAUAAUGAGUUUACUCAUUUUUAUCAUAAUAAAAUAAUAAUCAUGAUAUUAUUUAUGCGGAUUUUUUUAAUGGAUUCUAAAUGGUGAUUGCUUGUCAGUGUAAUUUGGGUGGAAGAAAAGCCAAAUAUUAUGUACUAUGAAUGUUUUAAGAACAAUAAUUAUACUGAUGACGAUGAUGAUUUAUUUGGGGUUAAUACUUUCAAUAAUCAAAAGUUAAUAUUAUUAUUUUUAUUGAAUUAAAAAUAAUUUUGAUAAAAAAAAAAAAAAAGAAAUAUAUCUUCAGCACAAUUAAUAAUAACAGGAAUAAAAAAAAAAAAGAAAAAUAUCAGGAUAAUCAAAAUGGACAAUUUAGUCAAUAAGGGUCCACCACAAAAAAAACGUACUGAAAAUAUAAUACGUAAUUUUAUGUAUCGUGAUGUUGGUAUUGGUACAGCAAUAAAUGCAAGUACAAAAGAAUUUGAAUCAAUUGCUGAAACAAAUUUAGUACUUAAAGAUCAUAAAGAAUUAAAAUGUUGUUUACCUGGUACUCCAAAAGCAACAUUUUUAUUAGUAUUUAGUCCAGAUGGAAAAAAAGUUGCAUCAACACAUGGAAAUCAUAAUGUAUGUAUAACUGAUUUAACAAGUGGUAAAAAUAUACGUACAUUAACUGGACAUCCACGUACACCAUGGUGUAUUGCAUUUCAUCCAACAUCAGAUAUAUUAGCAACUGGUUGUCUUGGUGGACAAGUACGUGUAUGGGAUUUAAGUGGUGGUAGUGAAGUAUGGAAUACAGAGGGUCAAACAGUUAUAGCAUCACUUGCAUUUCAUCCAACAGAACGUUUACUUGUUAUUGCAACAUAUAAUGAAAUACAUUUUUGGGAUUGGAAUGAAACAGAGCCAUUUGCUGUUGCAACAACACGUACAGAAAAAGAAAAAGUACGUUUUGUUGCAUUUGAUAAUUUUGGAAGAAAAUUAAUAACUGGUAUUGCUAAUUCAAAUCAUCAUUCACAAUGGGAUCGUCCACCAAUUAAUGAACAAACAAAUCGUACAUUAUUACGUCCAAAUCGUAGAUCAUUAAGUGAUAGAGCAUCAUUUGAUACACAAGCACGUAUGCAUUUAUGGAAUGAUGGUUCACGUUGGUGGGAAGAAAAUAAUACUGAUGGUUUAACAUCACGUACAACAUCUGAAUUACGUUCACAAUAUCGUCAUACAUUUAGAACAGCAUUAACAGCUAAUGGACAAAAUUUAUCAACAAUGAGUGGUUCUGGAACAACUGCAUCAUCAACUAUUGGACAACAACAGCAACAACAACAACAACAAUCAUCAUCAUCAUCAUCGUCUUCAUCAUCUUCAUCACGUACAAAUGAACAACAACAUCAAAACCAACAGCAACAACAACAAUCACAACAACAAAAUUCAAUUAAUGAUGAUGAUGAUGAAAGAGAUCGUUCACGUAAUCGUUUUCGUGAUUUAUUAAUGGGUUUACAAGCACGUUUAGGCAUAUCACCAGCAAGUUUUGGACAAGAUAAUAAUUCAGAUAAUAAUGAUACAAAUACUGUUGAACAGAGUCAAGCACCGUCAUCAAUAUCCCAAGAUAAUCUUACAAUUCAAGUACGACAAAAUAAUAAUAUAUCAAAUCAAGAUACAACAUCACGUCAAUUAAUUAAUCGUAAUACAUCAAGAAUUGACACAAUAUUAAAUGCUAUUGAUCGUAAUCGUUGGGCAUCAUCAUCAUCGUCAUCGUCAUCGUCAUCAUCAUCAUCUUCUUCAUCACCACCAGAACUAAGUGUUUUUACUUAUAUUCCAUCAUCAUCACCAUCAGCAUCAGCAGCAUCAUCAUCAUCAUCAUCACAAAGACCACCAGUAUUUACUCCACCACCACCUCCACCUCCUCCACCUCCUCCACCACCACCACCGCCACCUCCACCUCCAGCACCAGUGUCAACAAUAAAUACUACUGAACCAGUUGAAGAUGAUACAAAUGAUAAUAAUGGUGAAUUUCAAUUUGAUUUAUCAUGGCUUGAUCUUGAUCGUAAUGCAAGUUAUCGUAAUUUAAUCAUACAGUAUGAUACACUUGUACGACGUUAUUUUAAUAUAUCACGACAUCGUCGUAACAAUAAUAAUACUAAUAAUAAUGAUGAUGAUAAUACAACAAACGAGAAUUCAAGUCAAUUAAAUCUUCCAGCAGCAUUGUGUACUGCUACUGAAAGAAUAAUAAAUAGAUUGAGAUAUGUUUUAGUUGCAAAUGCCCAAGUUAAUAAUACAAGUUUAAAUAGAAUAUUAUAUAAUUUAAUGAUAAAUAGACAAAGAAAUGAAAUUGGUUCAUUAUCACAUAUGCGACAAGCAUUAACAGCAACAUCAUUAAAUAUACGUACAUGUUUAUCACGUUUACGUAAAUUACGAAGACAAUUACGUGAACAUAUAGCAAUAUUAAAUUCACAAUUAAUUGAUAGAAGUUCACGUACAUAUACAUUUAGAAAUGCACUUAGAGUUGAAAUUGAUUCACUUGAAAGUUUUGAAUCACAAUUUCGUCUUGGUUUAUCAAUGAUACAAAGAAUGAAACGUUUAUUUGAACGUAAUAAUACAUUUAAUAGACGUAAUUUUAAUGUUACAACAAAUUCAACAACAAAUCGUGAUGGUUCAAUUGAUUUAGAAGAAAUUAAUCGUAUUAUGGCUAUUAGCAGUAAUUCACCAGAUUUUGUUAAUAAUACAAAUGAUAAUAUAACAACAACAACAACAACGCCAACAGCAACAACGUCAUCAAUAAACAGUAUACAAUAUCCAAGUACAUCAUCAGGUACAAGUACAAGACGUUUAUCAAAUGACAAUGAUGGAGAUAAUGAUAAUGUUACAUUGAGAAAACGUAGAAGAAUAAAUGAUGAUAGUAAUUCAAGUGUUGGUUAUUAUGAUGUGUUAAAUGAUUUAUCUCAUGCUAAUUCUGAAUCAUUAAAUGAUGCGCAAACAUCAACAACAACAACAACCCCAACUCCAACAUCACAAACAGCAGGUGCGUCAUCAUCAUCAUCACCACCUGGAUCAUCAAAUUUUAUUGUAUCAUCACGAUCAGCAUUUCAGCCAACAACAACACCGCGAGCAUCAACAUCUGGAAUAAAUAUUAAUAAUCAAAUUAAUGAUACAUCAACUGAUAAUUUUCAUGCAAUAAUAACACCAGAAAAUCGUGCUGAAAGAACAAAUGAAAUAUUACAACCAGUAUUAUGGCAAAUGACACGUACACUUGAUACAUUAAUUAAUUCAUGUGCAAAUACAAAUGAAUCUUCAUCAUCAUCAUCAUCAUCAUCAUCUGAUGGUGAAACACUACCAUUGAAUGAAGAUGAAAGAAAUGUUACAAAAGUUAAUACACAUAAUAAUAAUAACAAUGAAAGUGAUGAUGAUAACGAUGAUGAUGAUGAUGAUGAUGAUGAAGGUGACAAUAACGAUAAUGUUGUUAAUCUAGUUGAUAGAAUAAGAAAUAUUGAUAGUUUACCUGAAGAUCAUGAUUAUGAUGAGGAUGAAGAUGAUGAUGAAGAGGAGGAGCAAGAAGAGGAUGAAAAUGCAGAAGAAGAUGACACUGAUGAAAAUAAUGACAGUGUUCUUGUUAAUGUAGCAGAAUAUGAUGAAGAAAGAUUUCAAGUUAGGCCAAAUAUGAAUAGAUUAACACUUGGUGGUGAAAUGGAACUUGAUGAUGAUGAAGCUGAAACAGAAGCUGAUAUUGGAGAAGUUGAAAUUGGUGAUGAUUCUGAUGAUGCUGAUAAUAAUAUACCAAAUAAUGAUAAUAAUUUACCAAGUACAAGUCAUUCAUCAUCUGAUAAUCGUCGUGAUAUUGAUGAUGAUGAAGAUGAUGAUGACGACGAUGAUGAAGAUAAUGAUAAUAAUGAUGAUAAUAUUGCUGAACAAUCAGAAAAUGGUUAUUGGUUACUUGAAGAAAAUAGUCAUUCAGAUUCAAAUCAUGAUGAUGAACAUGAUGACAAUGAUAAUACACGUAGAUGGACUAGUCGUUGGAUACGUAUUGAACCAACAAAUCGUACAUAUGAAAAUAAUGAAAUGCAAACAAUAUCAACAAGAAUUGAUUCACGUAAUUCACGUAAUGAUACAAAUGUUAAUAUAAAUAAUGAUGAUAAUCAAAAUCGUGCAUUAUUAGCACCAGUAUCAUCUAAUGCAAGUCGUUAUGAACAACCACCAUUAUUUCCAUUUAGAAGUCUUCGUGAAACACAAAAAAUAACAACUCGUCAAAAUAAUAAUAAUAAUAGUAAUCAACAAUCACUCGCAUCAACUUCUAGUAAUAAUUUAACUUCAAGUAAUCAUCCAAUAACAACAAAUUUAAAUAAUAUUCAAGUCGAAACACCAGUUUCAACAACAAUAUCAUCAAUACCAUUACCAGAAACAUCAACAACAACAACAACAACAGCAACAGAACAAAUACCAAAUUCUGCUGAUGGUGAAUUAAAUUUUAGUGAACCACAAACCUCACAAUUAUCACAAAAUAAUAACGACAAUGUAACAAGUGAACAAAUAACAUUAUUAAAAAAUUUAUUAAAAGAUAUACAAUCAUAUCGUACAUUACGUGGUAAAUGGGAUUUAUUAUUAUGUAGAUUACGUACAUUACACAUGACAACACCAACAAAUGAUGAACAAUUAAAUAAUGAACCAUCAACAUCACGUGGUUUUCAUAACAAUGAAUUAACAACAGAUAUUAAUUUACCAUCAACAUCAAGAGAAACAACAUCAAUUUUAACAAAUAUAUUUACACAAGAUGAAAGAGAUGUAUUAUCAGCAUUAUCAAAUAUGAUACCACGUGAAUCAAGCCAUGAAGAUAGAUUUUUUUAUAAAUUUUUAUUACAUGGAUUAUUAGUUGAAAAUAAUUUAUUAAAAGAAACUGAAGAAAGAGAGCAAUCACCAACAUCAAAUAGUGAUCAUACAUAUUCAAGUUUAACAACAAUAACAUCAUCAACAUCAGCUAUUGAUAAUUCAUUGCAAAAUACAACAUCAACAUCAUCAAAUACCAGUAACAACAAUAAUAACAAUAAUAAAUUUGGUAAAAUAUUAACAUUUUCAUCAAAAAUAAUGACAAAAUGGAAUUUUAAUCUUCAAAGAAUGCCAUUACCAAGAUUACAAGAAAAUCGAUUGAAUACAGAUGAAAAUACAAAUGAUGAUAAUAAUACAGAGCCAUCAACAUGUAUUGAAUUGUUAUAUCGUAGAACAGAAUUACAUAAUAGACCACAAACAAAUUCUGAUAUUGGAAUGAAUAAAUAUUUAGAAAUAUUAAAUCGUGUUAAAGAACGCAAGCCACUAAGUAAUAAUACAAAUUCAACAACAAACCAAAAUUUCAUUGAAGAUUUAAUACUUCCAAUUUGGCAAUUAUAUGAAUCAUUACAAAGUCAAUACAAUACAAUGCCAAAUGACGGUCGUAUUAUUUCACGUACUGAAAGAAUAAAUAAUGAUAAUAAUAAUUUAAUAAAUGAUGAUCCAGUUGAAAGUAGAAGAAUAAUUCAUCAUAUGACAAGAGAUGUUUUAGAAGAAAUAUAUUAUCAUACUGUUGCACCACAUCCAUAUGAUGGUACAUUUGAAAGAAUAUGUUUUAUGUUUGUUCUUUGUCGUGAAGCAUUAGAAUUAAUUGAUUUAUUAACAGCACAAACAUUAAUAAUGUUUUAUGAUAUACGUACAACAACAAAUGUUGAUUGGUCAAAUUUAAUGAUAAGAGAUAAUACAACAACAACAACAUCAUCAUCAUCAAAUACAUCUGUAUAUUUAUCAAAUCCAUCAACAUCAACUGGUAGAAGAUCUCAUCAUCAUCAUCAUCAUCAUCAUCAUCACCAUCAUCAUCAUCGUCCUUCAUCAUCAAAUACAAAUAUGUCAACAUUUGCACUUGCAUCAGAGUUUAAAAAUAUUAUUGAAGGUAUACAAAAUAGUUUAAAUACAAUUGUUGCUGGUGAACAAAGACUACGUACAAGAUUACGUAAUUCACAAUUAUCAACUGCUAAUAAUAAUACUAAUAAUACUAAUAAUAAUAGUAAUAAUAGUAGUAGUACACAAGAACCAAAUAGACGUAAUAGAUCAAUAAGAACAAGAUCAACAAGAAUACCAUCAUUACGUCCAAUGUUAACAGCACGUAUUAUGGAAACAUUAGAUCGUUUGAGACGACCAAUAAGAUCACAAAAUAAUACAAAUAAUACAUCAACACCAGUACCAACAACAGCAUCAUCAUCAGCACCAACAUCAGCAUCAUUAACAUCACGUUACAGUAUGACAUAUCCAUUAAUGAGAGGACCAAUGUCAUCACGUCGUGGACGUUUUGGUUUUUGGUCACCACGUAGAGAUCGUCGUGAAUUUACAGAUUUAACAUCAUUAUCAAUGACAAGACGUAAUAAUAAUAAUGACAGAAUUAAUAUUCGUAAUAAUACAAAUCGUCAACGAUUUAAUGUACCAGUUGUACAAGUUAAUAAUGUACCAGUUAAUGAUUUUAAUAAUUCAACAAUAACAAAUACAAGAAAUAAUAGAAUAAAUACAUCAACAUCACGUAAUACACUUCCUCAAACAAUGCCACCAGAAAUUUGGACUGUUCCACGUGGUACAAAUCAACCAAGUACAUCAAAUAACCGUAUUAAUCAAUCAGAAUCAUCGUCAUCAUCAUCACAACCACAACCACGAGAACAAGAGCAAGAACAACGACCACCACCACAACAACAACAACAACAAUCAGAACCACAACAACAACAACGACAACAUAUACAUCUAGAAGGUCAUCCAGUAUCAUCAUCAAUAUUUUCAACACUUGUAGCAAAUCGUCCAAGAACUGGACCAUAUUGGAUGACACAAAUAAGUUGGGGCAGUUAUUUACAACCAAGAUCAUCACUUAAUUUAACAUCAAGUGGUUCUGUCAGACAAAUUCCUUAUCCACCUCCUUCUAAUAAUAUGGCUGGAUCUGGUGGUGAUAGUGGCGGUAAUCGUGGUAAUAGUGGUGGUGGUGGUGGUGGUAAUACUGGUACUUCACGUCAGCCAAUUAAUGUUGGUGUUGGUAAUAUUGGUUCAGAUCCAGCAAAUGAUGAUAGUGAUGAUAUUGAAAGUAGAGAACAAGUACCAGUCAUGUCAUUUAAUGGAUUAGAAGUACAAAGCUAUCGUGUUCAAGCAUGGGAUUUUACUGAUGCUGAAAUACCUGAUAUUACUGAUCCUGAAAAAAAUGUUGUUGUGCGUGAAUGUAAAAUUCAUAAUGAUGCAAGUAUUGGAAUAUCAUCAGACGGCAGAUAUGUUGCAACUUUAUUACCAUCUGGACGUAUUAAUGUUUCAACAACAUUAGGUGUUCAUAGUCUUCAAUGGGAAACACUUGGUAAACGUAUAUACUCAACAAAAGUUGAUCAACAAGUUGUAUCAUUAUCAAUAUCACCAACUCAUCAACAUCUUGUUGCUGGUCUUGGUUCACGUAGAUCACAUCCACCAGUAAGACCAUUUUCAGUUGCAUUAAUAUAUAAAUUUAUUGAUAAUCCAAUUGAUGAAGAUACUGAUAAAGACACAAAUAAUUCAGAAUCACGUUCUUAUUAUAAUAUAAGUGAUCCAAUUGAUCGUAGAUACAAUGAAUUUUUAUAUAGUUUUGAUAGUUAUUUAACAAAUUAUAUUGGUAGUCCAAGAUCAAAUCGUACAUCAAGAAAUGAUGAUAUUAAAGAUAAUAAAAAAACAAUGGUAUUACUUAGAGAAUUACAACAGUCAGUACCAGAAACAUCUGGUAAUUUUACUGUUAAUUGUAUUAGAUGGGCACCACAACCAGGUCAAGGUAUUGUUUAUGCAACAAAUACCGGUCUUCUUAAUAUUCUACAUUGAAUAAUCAUCAAUUAUAAUAUAAUAUAAUCAAAAAAGCAUUUAUUGUUUAUUUUUAUCAUUUUUUUUUUCUCUAAAUAUAAUAUUAUAAAAUAAAUAAUAACAAUAAUAAUAUAUUAAUCAUCGUAACUGAAGUAUUGAAUAAUUAUAUAAUAUAUGUAAUUUUUUUUUUUUCUUUUUAAUUUUAUGAAUUUUAAAUUAAUAUCAAAAAUGAAAUAUAAUAAUGACAUUUGUGUUUAUUAUAUUAUUAUUUUUAAUCAUGUAAAAUAACAAUGAUAUUGUUGGUAUCAUUAUUUUAUUUAUUAUUGUUUUUUUGUUUUUUUAUUUUUUAUUUUAAAUGAUUUUAUUAAUAUAAUAAUAAUUUUUCCUUCAUGUGAUAAUGAUAUAAAUAUAAUCUGUGUUGACUUUUCUUGUCUGUGUUUUAUUUUCAAUAAUAAAUUAUAAUUCA
Messenger RNA from Aphidius gifuensis, 8587 nucleotides. RefSeq names its product probable serine/threonine-protein kinase DDB_G0282963. Gene Ontology annotation, molecular function: protein binding. Gene Ontology annotation, cellular component: intracellular membrane-bounded organelle. The record is from RefSeq and is a predicted model, not a curated record. The transcript has 4 exons. Gene Ontology annotation, biological process: autophagy. The coding region runs from base 694 to 8142 and encodes 2482 amino acids. NCBI's taxonomy places the organism in Eukaryota, Metazoa, Arthropoda, Insecta, Hymenoptera, Braconidae.